AGUGUGGUGCAUGGAUUCAUCUUCAACGUGCUCCGGCUGGCGUUGGAAGUAGUUCCGGUGGUUUGGCAGCCCAGCGGAGCACUCAGUGCCGGGGUCUUCGUGCUGUGAGGAGCGCAAACGCGAGUAGAGGCUCGAGUCCGCCGCUCGGGAUGUCAGUCGUCGGCUGACCACAGCAGCAAGAGCAGCGGUCAGUCAGUCAGUCGGUCAGUCGCCUGCACCGUGCUCACCGCUCCACUGACACUGUCUCCUGGACGCAGCUGGAGCUUUUGUCUUCGGAGGAGGAAUGUUAGUAGUAUAGGCGUCUGGAGCUUCUGUGAAGCAGCGUGCAGCAACAGCAAAGCGUCGCCGGUUCAUGUUCACCAUCCAUCGCAGCGGCCAUUGCAGUGGCUAAAUGAAGAACUUGUGAACAUGCGUGAGGGGAGGACUCUACAUUUCACUUCCUUGACUUGUCCAGAUGCUCUGGCCCAAAGAAAGAUGGAAAGGAAUGGGAAAAACUUGAGCCAAGGCUUCUGCACAGCACCCAUCCAGUGAGCCCACAGGAGAUCCCGUGUACGCCGCGUCGCUGAGCCUCCUCGACUUCCCUUCUGACCUCUCGACUCGCAAAUCAGCAUGACCUCUGAGCUGGAGAGCAGCCUGACAUCGAUGGACUGGCUCCCCCAGCUCAGCAUGAGGGCGGCCAUCCAGAAAGCAGGCACAGGACAUCACCACAGCCACCACCAUGGACACCACAACCACCACCAUGGCCACCAUCAGGGACAAGGCCUUGGAAAGAAUACUGUUCACCUGGAUCCAGCCUCGACCCUGGACCACGAGGAGGCGGCACAGCACAGAGACGGGAAACCGCCGUAUAGCUACGCCAGUCUCAUCACCUUUGCUAUCAAUGGCUCACCGCGCAAAAGGAUGACGCUGAGCGAGAUCUACCAGUGGAUCUGUGACAACUUCCCUUACUACCGGGAGGCGGGGAGUGGCUGGAAGAAUUCUAUACGACACAACCUGUCCUUGAACAAGUGCUUUCUCAAAGUGCCUCGCUCCAAGGAUGACCCUGGGAAGGGUUCCUACUGGGCCAUAGACACCAAUCCUAAAGAAGAUGCCACGCCCAGCAGGCCGAAGAAGAGGCCGCGGUCUGGAGAAAGAGCGUCUACUCCGUACAACCUGGAGUCAGAGUCCCUGAGAAUGGACUGCAUCAUGUCUGGAGGAGCGUCUCCCACUCUGGCCAUCAAUGCUGUCACCAACAAGGUAACGCUGUACAGCCCUGAAGCAGAAGGCAGUGAGAGUCCAGGGAGUCUGGGCGGCAGCCUGAGCAACAGUCUGUCAGAGCAGAGUUUGGCGUCCGUCAACCUCAACAACCUGAACACCGCCGUCAGCAGUGGCAGCAACGUCCACAGCUACACACCGGUGAGCAACCACUCUGAACCUUCUUCCCAGUCCUUGAGCCUCCAGCAGCCCACCCAGCCUCCACCACUGCCCCCUCCUCCACCGCAGCCCCAGUACGGUCUGUCCGUCCAAGAGUCGAGGGAAAAGCAGCUCUGCUUCUCCGACUUUGAAGACCUCAGCGCUUCUUUCCGCAGUCUCUACAAGUGCGUCUUUGAGCAGUCGUUCUCCCAGCAAGGGUUGAUGGGUUUACCUGGAGACUCCAGCCAGCAGACCAGGACCGCCUGCUCCUACCAGCACUCACCUGGUGCUGUGAACAGCAGCGGGCACCACCACAACCAACACAAUCACGGUCAAGGCUCGCACCACUCCCACCCUGCACAGCAGCACCUCUCCACUCACUCCACUCACUCCACCCACAGCCAGCACCAGGCACAUGGGCAGCACCAACAGCACCCGGGUCUCUCCCACUCUGCACCCAACUGCCACACCACAGGCAUUUCUUCUGACUGGUAUCCAAACCUGGACUGGCUGAAGGAGAGCUGUCGCAUCGCUACGAGCUACAACUGGGCUGACGUUGAUCUCUCCCCAUUUCAAGGUCUAAAAGAGAGCAUGCGUCAGGCUGAGCUCAACAACUGGUCGCUGGACGCCGCCCAGAUGGCAGACCUGUGUUCCUCUAUUAACCAGUUCUUCACGGCCACGGGGGUCACGCCCCCUCAGAGCGCCCCUCACACGCAAGCUCAGGUCCAACACCCGACGCCGACGGGGGCAACGCAGCAUCCAGCUCAGCCACACGGGGCCAUGCACCCAAAGGCCAGCCAGCAUAAUCAUCAGCAUGGACAGCAUAAUCACCACGGCCAACACAUUAGCACAGGAAACAUGUACAUGGACACAAGACAGAGCAUCUCCUCUCUGAUGGGUCCACCAGGGUACCCACACAUGCCCCCAAUGAACAACACAGCUCCAACUAUGACAGGUCAUCACAGCCAGCUGAGCCAGCAGCCACACACACUUCCUCCAGGACACUUUCAGGUAAGACGUAUGCUGGCUGCAGAUGACAUCCAGGAUGACUUUGACUGGGACUCUAUUGUCUAAGAGGAGCCGGUGGUUGAGCACAGACAGUCUAGUAGAGACACCUGAGGUAAGGCACGGACCAAACCGCUGCAUUUGUCAGUGAGAAAAAAAAAAAAAAAAAACAGAAGACAAUCUAACAGGGAAAAAAAACAUUUGAAGUUUGGGAUUUUCUGGUUGAAGCAGUGGAAAAAUCUAAAGACAAUCAUGAAAACGAAAAAAAAAAUGACACAUCAUAAAAACUGGACCAAGCCAGGUUGUAACGGUGGUCAUCUGAGGCUCCCCGAACUGUCUCGUGUUGUGUCCCUCCAGAGCAACAACAGGGUUACAAGUCGCCAAAGUGUUGAUGAGUCGUCUGUGAAAUAUUUACAUUUUUAAUUUCCUAAAUGUUCUGCUUCCUGCUGCGCAGUGUAUGUUUGUGAAACUUUAGCGUCAGUGCUUGAAAUGUACAGAGACUCUAUUUCAUCAAAUUCUGAAAAUGCUUUUACCACGUUAUCCUGGAGGAUGCCUGAUAUCCAAUCAGCUUUUUUGGCUCCUGAUCCACGUCCUAUCUUUUUGUUAAUUUGGCAUCAGUUGAUAUCAAGUCCCGAUCUCCAUCCUGUCCUUUCACGAGCAGCUUUUUAAAAAGAAGGAUCGAUGAAGUGUGCAGUGUGUCUUAGCAGUUGAAGGAAAUUUCCUGAUCCCCCAGCAGCAUAACAGAUGAAGACUGUCUUCAGGCAGAUAAGAGUUGUGAUGCCUUAUUUGGUUGGUUUAUCAGAUGGAUUUGGCCACUUACUCUCUAGUAAAUUGACAUGGUUCCUUGAUUUCUAAAUGAGACGUUAGUAACACGCUUUGAUCGAAAACAAAAAAAAAAAAAAACAAGGGAUUGAACACAGAUGGAUUCUUUAGACACAUGUUUGAAUUUCAUUUUCUGAGUGGCUAAUUCCUACACCUUUACCUUUUUAAUGGUAAUGAGCGCCUCCAUGCUCUGCCCACCUCUUAUCCACCUCUUCUCCUCACGAAGGUUACAAGGCGACAGAGACAUUAGUGAGGUUUUGUUGUGGUGGAUAAUGAUUUAGAGGCACAGCAGUGAAGUUAAGACCACAUUUCUGGAGAAUGUACUUUCAUUCUUUUUUUUUCAUUCUUUCAAAUUUUAUGAUCUCCUGCUUUCCUAUAUCACAAGGUGGGUAAAUCCUGAAGACCACGGAGAAGCAAAUAUGUGUCCCCAGACCACGACAGGUUUCAGGUCAAUGUUAAUUUACCCACAUAAUUACAUUUUCAACACUCAUCGUGAAAUAAAUAUAAUUAUCUCUCAGUUCUCUGCACCAGCUUUUCAUUAGCUUCAUUUUAUCACACUUGACAUCAGUUUUUCGGUCGAUAGUCGACUAGUCGAUGUUUGAUUCACCUCACUCACAUUCUUCCAUCUCAUCCUUGAGUUCCUGAGUUGGGUUAUAUAUCACUUAAGUGGUUUUUUUGUUGUUGUUUAUUUCAAUAAACACCAUAGUGGGAAAAAAAAAAACCUUAACUUUAAUUGAAGUAGACGAUGCAGCGCUGGCUGACCAGGUUUUUUCCAACUAGUUCAUCAUUUCCAGUGUAAUUUUCCAGCAGAGAAGAAGUGUAGAAGUGGUUUUGCUUUAUUUUUUUUUUGUGCACAAUGUAAAGCUUGACAUCAUCUAAUGCAAAGAGAAGAAAAAAAAUAAAAACAAACUAGCAGGGCUUUUAUCUCUUUGUUUCAAAAGUCAUCCAAAAGAAGAACAAAGACUAUUCAAGACGCGGGACUUUUCUUCUACUGUGACGUUUGAUUUUUGCCUGUGUGUAACCGUGUGUACAGUUCUCUUCCGUUUCCUUUCGCCUGCAGUAACAGUCCGCAGAAAUAAGACACUCGAGGAGCAAAUACUUUGUUUUUACUACAUGUAUACACAGUGAAAUGUUGGAACUUAAAGUGCUCUCAGUAAAUAGUCAACAUAAGGUCUCAUCAUUGAAAAUAAGCGACUUUACCAUUGCCAUCAAAUGCUGUAAACCAGAGACCAGCAUAUAUAUUGUACGUUCGUGUGUCAGUGUCCCUGUAAAUAACAGUCUGUUGCUCUGUUUGACCUGAUGGUGGCAGCCAAAAUGGACCGGAACGUUUUUUUUUUUGUUACCUGUCCUUUCAGGAGACGUGUGAAGUAAAUACCUUUAGUUGACUGUAAAUAGGUGGUUUGAAAAGGGGAAAAAAAAUCAGGAAAAAAAAAAACAAACUUUUGCCGUUGGCGUUGUGUGUGUCGAAACAAUCUGUGUAUGACAGUUCAACAGUUCAAAUCUGUUUCAGUGUUUAUUAAAAAUGUCAUUGACCAUU
This is a messenger RNA of Cynoglossus semilaevis (tongue sole), 4756 nucleotides long. RefSeq names its product forkhead box protein J3-like. Bases 610 to 2466 code for a protein of 618 amino acids. The record is from RefSeq and is a predicted model, not a curated record. The transcript is spliced from 13 exons. Gene Ontology annotation, molecular function: RNA polymerase II cis-regulatory region sequence-specific DNA binding; DNA-binding transcription factor activity, RNA polymerase II-specific. Gene Ontology annotation, biological process: regulation of transcription by RNA polymerase II. NCBI's taxonomy places the organism in Eukaryota, Metazoa, Chordata, Actinopteri, Pleuronectiformes, Cynoglossidae. Gene Ontology annotation, cellular component: nucleus.